AUAACGCCAAUAAUUUCCACAUUGUUUCGAACAAAUCAACAGAAACAACGGGUGGCUUGGCAUAUUCUUAUACACCAACUGAAAUUUCUUGUAAUAUGAAUUCUGAUGCCAAGGCCUUAACUUACAUAGUUGUACAUGACCAUGACGAAAGUUUGGAAAUCAAGGAAGGAAUAAUAAAAGUUCAAGAGACUGCAGGUGAUAAAUAUAAGGAAACAUUUAAAUCAACAUUUUGUACCGUAUAUAUAGAAGAAAAUGAUAAUUUGACUGCUAAAGAAAAAUUUGGGAUCCAAGAGAUGAAGCAAAUUCAAGAAUCAACACAGGAAACGAAGAAAAAACACAAAUGCGAAAAGUGUGCACUCAGCUAUACAAUGAGAUCAAAUUUAUAUCGCCAUCAAAAAUUCGAAUGCGGUGUCACGCCACAGUUCAGUUGUAAAUUUUGCUCUAAACCUUUUAAACGGAAAUAUGACCUGAAAACCCAUGUUGACCGCAUGCAUCUGAAUUCAAACUUAAAGAAGACGAUUUUGAGGCAUAACUGCGACCAAUGUUCUCGAAGUUACACUAAACUAGAGGCUUUAAGUCGACAUAAACGUUCAGUCCAUGCAGCAGUCAAACCACAAUUUUUUUGCGAUGUUUGUGGCUUUAAAAUGAAUCGAAAAAGUAAUUUGGCAGCACACAUCGCUAAUCGCCAUUUCAAAUAAUUUAGCACGCGAAACUAUAAUCACUGCAUAAUACUCAAUUUUAUUUUUCGAACUUUCCAAAAAAUUUCA
Molecule: messenger RNA, 767 nt
Organism: Belonocnema kinseyi
Lineage: Eukaryota; Metazoa; Arthropoda; Insecta; Hymenoptera; Cynipidae
Product: GDNF-inducible zinc finger protein 1-like
Exons: 2
Coding region: 96-698 (200 amino acids)
Biological process (GO): regulation of transcription by RNA polymerase II
Cellular component (GO): nucleus
Molecular function (GO): RNA polymerase II cis-regulatory region sequence-specific DNA binding; DNA-binding transcription activator activity, RNA polymerase II-specific
Source: RefSeq, a predicted model, not a curated record